CCGGAAGUGGCUCCUGCCCCUCGUUCCCCGGCGCAUGCGCAGCGCGGGGAGGCCGGGCCCGGGCUCGGUACCUGGCCAGGUUGAGCGAGGCGGACCGGACGGGACCGGACCGGACCGGCGGGGGGAGGCGGCGCCAUGAUGCGGUUCAUGCUGCUGUUCAGCCGGCAGGGGAAGCUGCGGCUGCAGAAGUGGUACCUGGCCACCUCGGACAAGGAGAAGAAGAAGAUGGUGCGGGAGCUGAUGCAGGUGGUGCUGGCUCGCAAGCCCAAGAUGUGCAGCUUCCUCGAGUGGCGGGACCUCAAGGUGGUCUACAAAAGAUACGCCAGCCUGUACUUCUGCUGCGCCAUCGAAGGGCAGGACAAUGAGCUGAUCACGCUGGAGCUGAUCCACCGAUACGUCGAGCUGCUGGACAAAUACUUCGGCAGCGUGUGCGAGCUGGAUAUCAUCUUCAACUUCGAGAAGGCCUAUUUCAUCCUGGACGAGUUCCUCAUGGGCGGGGAGAUCCAGGACACCUCCAAGAAGAGCGUGCUGAAGGCCAUCGAGCAGGCUGACCUGCUGCAGGAGGAGGAUGAGUCACCCCGCAGCGUGCUGGAGGAGAUGGGGCUGGCAUAGCGAGCGGCUCGCUGUGCCUCCCCCAUCCGUCCCCGGCUGCGUCGGACACCGCGGGGGCCACAUCUCCGUCUUCCUGCAGCCGGACGUGGGACCAAGUCGCCCUGGAGCCGCCGGGGGGGUGAGCCCCAUGAACUGUGUGUAAAUAUAUAGAUAGACACCACGCGGGGAGCCCCCCGCCCCGGGUCCGCCUCCUUCCCUGCUCCCGGGCGUUCCCCUGCCUGCCGAUGGCCGCUCAGAGCGGGGAGCCUGGGGAGGGGACUGGCUGGGCGGAGGCGGCCUGUGCACAGCGAUCCUGCCGCCGCCCGGAGCAAUCGGGACCCCGCAGCUGUGUCCCGCCGGGCAGGGGGCUACAGGCCAAUUUCCCCCGGCAUCUCCGUGGGCGGGGCGCUCAGGGCGUGUGCCCCCCCCUUGGGGAAACGGGGUCCCCCCUUUGGAAUAAAGUGUGUGUGGAGAA
Messenger RNA from Mauremys mutica (yellowpond turtle), 1066 nucleotides. It is a transcript of the gene AP1S1, whose product is annotated as adaptor related protein complex 1 subunit sigma 1. The transcript is spliced from 5 exons. Lineage: Eukaryota; Metazoa; Chordata; Testudines; Geoemydidae. Gene Ontology annotation, cellular component: AP-1 adaptor complex; membrane coat; intracellular membrane-bounded organelle. Gene Ontology annotation, molecular function: clathrin-cargo adaptor activity. The record is from RefSeq and is a predicted model, not a curated record. Bases 136 to 612 code for a protein of 158 amino acids. Gene Ontology annotation, biological process: intracellular protein transport; vesicle-mediated transport.